UUACAACUUCAAUUCCUUUACUCUAAUAUACUCACCAUGGCUCGAGUUCACUGCGCUAAUGCGCAAUCCACCGUCAAUUCCUUUAUGCAACUUGCAAGACGAAGCUACACGACCGCCACUGCUCAAUCCUCAGCACCCCUCGAGUUUCUUGUCCCGAGAUGUACUCCGCCAACCGGCUUGCGAACUUCUGGACUUGCGAUUAACCGCUCCAGAACAUAUGCCCACUCAAGAUGGUCAUGGAGUUAUAAAUUACGAGAAACAGCGACGCGACAGUUCUCAACAUCGGCUGUACGACAAAAGACACGGGCGAUACUGAACCCCCAACAAGACGAAGAUGGCAACGAAAUGAUGCUCGAAAUUACUGACCGGGCUGCCAAGCGCCUCAACAAGAUCAUGGAGAAGGAUGGUAACCCAAACCUUGCUUUGAGAAUCCAAGUGGAAAGCGGUGGCUGUCAUGGCUUCCAAUACCUCAUGAGUCUCGUCACCUUACCAGCUAAGGAUGCCGCCGAAUGGUCCUCAAUCGUGAACGAAGACGAUACGAUUUUCCAAUACAUCUCCGAAGACGCUGAUCCGGCCACAGCUUCGGAGGAUGGUCCGAAGAUUAUACUCGAUGAACCAUCCCUCGACCUCCUCAAGGGCAGCAAAGUUGACUUCACGAUGGAGCUGAUCGGCUCGCAGUUCAAGAUUACAGACAACCCGCUUGCUACCAGCAGUUGUGGCUGUGGUACAAGCUUCGAUAUCAAGAUGUAGCGUCUCAUACACGUUGGAAUAUGAGAGGCUGCGGCGUUGAUACACUUUGAAAUGGCUUCCCCACAUGUACAUACAAAUGAAAUUCAUACCCCUGCAUCAUGAGGCAAUUGGAGCAUCACGUGCUAUUGUCACUGCCAAUUUUCACAAAUAUUUUGUACAUCACAAAGCAUCACAGAUAGAUAAUUUUGAAAACUCGGGUGUCAUUCAUCAAGGUAUCAAUUUCCAUAUCCCUGUCAUGAAUCCCUGUCAUGAGUAAAACGCCGAGCAGCCAAUGCAAAUUUUUUUGAAUCCAUUAGGUCCUAUUGACCGAUCCUUAAAAGCCUUUUUUAUCACAAUCCCUUAGUUCAUCUGGCGGACGAGAGCGUUGAUGGCGUGCUCGCGGUUACCAAGGUCACCACCCUCGAUGAAGUGCUUGAACUUGCGGGGACGGAAGCCACCAGUGGGGUUGGAGAGCUUGAAGGGCCAGAGGAAGUUGGAGGCCUGCUUGAAGUUGGGGCCGACAGUGAAGAUCUCGUGGAUGAGAUCCUCAACACAGACGAUACCGUACUUGCCGAGGUUCUCCUCAACAAUGGAGUUGUCGGUAAGAGCAGUGCGCUGCUUGUUGACCUUUCCGUAACCACGCUUGUAGACGAGCUCCUUGACGGUCUUCAGGUUGGGGUAACCAUAGGCGAUCCAGGGCUCGACAACCUUGAGCAUCUCAGUGAUGGCCUUGGUGACCUUGACGAAGACACCGUUGUUGAUCUGGAGGAGACGGAGAAGCUGGAGGAUCUUGCGGGGCUUGGGGGGCAUCUUGUUGAUACCCUUGAUACGGACGACGAAGAUCAGGUUGGCCUCAGCGGGGACGUAGGCAGAGUCCUCAGACUUGGCAACGCGGUGAAGACGGAUCUUCUCACGCUCAGCAUCGCGGUACUCUUGGACGUACUUCUCAGCACGCUUGAAGAUGACCUGACGCUUCUCCUUGUUGG
Fusarium graminearum PH-1 is the source of this 1715-nucleotide messenger RNA. RefSeq lists its product as uncharacterized. Gene Ontology annotation, biological process: iron-sulfur cluster assembly. The transcript has 2 exons. Bases 37 to 750 code for a protein of 237 amino acids. NCBI's taxonomy places the organism in Eukaryota, Fungi, Ascomycota, Sordariomycetes, Hypocreales, Nectriaceae. Gene Ontology annotation, molecular function: 2 iron, 2 sulfur cluster binding; 4 iron, 4 sulfur cluster binding; iron ion binding. The record is from RefSeq and is a predicted model, not a curated record. Gene Ontology annotation, cellular component: mitochondrion.